Messenger RNA from Tachysurus vachellii, 372 nucleotides. Its product is annotated as helix-loop-helix protein 2-like. NCBI's taxonomy places the organism in Eukaryota, Metazoa, Chordata, Actinopteri, Siluriformes, Bagridae. The transcript has a single exon. The record is from RefSeq and is a predicted model, not a curated record. Bases 1 to 372 code for a protein of 123 amino acids. Gene Ontology annotation, biological process: regulation of transcription by RNA polymerase II. Gene Ontology annotation, molecular function: DNA-binding transcription factor activity, RNA polymerase II-specific; protein dimerization activity; RNA polymerase II cis-regulatory region sequence-specific DNA binding.
AUGAUGCUGAGCCCAGAUCAGACGGAUCCCGAGCUGCCAUGGAGCCACUCGGACGCCGAAAGUGUAUUAAGUGAUAUGAAGGCUGGUUGCAUGUCCGAGGAGAUGAACACGGACGCUGAAGGGAAAGCCAAAGCUCUCACACAGCAACCGCUCACCCGCGAGGAAAAGCGACGGCGCAGACGCGCUACAGCCAAGUACCGCUCGGCGCACGCGACUCGAGAGCGCAUCCGUGUCGAGGCUUUUAACGUGGCGUUCGGUGAGCUGCGGAAGCUCCUUCCCACACUUCCACCUGACAAGAAGCUCUCCAAGAUCGAGAUCCUCAGACUGGCUAUUUGUUACAUCUCCUAUCUGAAUCACGUACUGGACGUUUAG